AUUUCUGAACGGCCUGGCUGCGGUCACACUGAUUACAAUGGCCGAGGCAAAUUUGGACAAAAAACAGGAGGUGAAGCCUCCGCCAGGCCUGAAGGCCAUCAUAGACCACCUGGGGCAGGUGUAUCCCGAGCAGCCCAACCCGCUGCAGGUGACCACGCUGCUCAAGUACUGGCUGGGCGGGCAGGAUCCGCUGGACUACAUCAGCAUGUACAAUUAUCCGGGGGAUGCGGACAGGAACAUUCCGCCGCAUUGGCACUACAUCAGCUUUGGGCUGAGUGAUCUGCACGGCGACGAGCGCGUCCAUCUGCGCGAGGAGGAGUCCACAAGGUCUGGCAUGGGCUUCGAGCUAACCUUUCGGCUGGCCAAGACGGAGGCGGAGCUGAAGCAGCACAUUGAGUUCCCGGAAAAGCCACAGCGGCCACCCACAUGGCCGGCGAACCUGCUGCAGUCCAUCGGACGCUACUGCUUCGAGACGGGCAACGGACUGUGCUUCGGGGACAACAUCCCGUGGCGCAAGAGUCUGGAUGGGAGUGCCACCUCCAAGCUGCAGAGCCUCCUGGUCGCCCAGGACCCGCAGUUGGGCUGCAUUGAGACGCCCACCGGCACAGUGGACUUCUGCCAGAUUGUCGGCGUCUUUGAGAACGAGCUGGAGCAGGCCUCGCGCUGGAAUGGACGCGGAGUGCUCAACUUUCUGCGCCAGGAUGUGCAGACGGGAGGCGACUGGCUGGUAACCAACAUGGAGCGCCCGAUGAGCGUAUUCGAGCUGUUUCCCGAGACGCUGCUCAACCUGCAGGACGACCUGGAGAAGCAGGGCUCCGAUCUGGCCGGCGUCAAUGCCGAAUUCACGUUCCGCGAGCUGAAGUCCACCCGGCAACUGAAGCAGGAGGUGGACUUCAUGGCGCUGAGCGAGAAGUGUGCCAACGAGGAGAACAACCGACCGCUGACAGAGACGCAAAUGAAGCGCGAGGAGCCCAGCUUUCCGCAGUCAAUGUCGAUGAGCAGCAACUCGCUGCACAAGUCCUGUCCCCUGGACUUCCAGCCGCAGGCCCCCAACUGCAUUUCACUGGAUGGCAUUGAGAUUACCCUGGCACCCGGCGUGGCCAAGUACCUGCUGUUGGCCAUCAAGGACCGCAUUCGUCAUGGGCGGCACUUCACCUUCAAGGCUCAACAUCUGGCACUCACACUGGUGGCGGAAUCCGUGACCGGUUCCGCGGUCACCGUCAGCGAACCUUACGGCGUGCUGGGCUACUGGAUUCAGGUCCUGAUCCCCGACGAGCUGGUCCCUCGCCUGAUGGAGGACUUCCGCAGCGCGGGCCUACACGAGAACUGCGAGCCCAAGCAGAGGUUGGAGCUGGAGUGGCCCGACAAGAACCUGAAACUGAUCGUUGACCAGCCGGAACCCGUGCUGCCCAACGUUCUGCCCAUGUCCCUGGACGCUGCUCCUCUGAAAAUGUGAAACUGUCGGAAACCUAGCUAGUAUUAUUUUAAUUUAAUCGAAUUGAAUCUUCCACUAACAAGUAAGUUAUACAUUUAUACAUUUCAUCUAACACAAUGCACGUGGCCUUUGCUCUCCGGAGUCCAGUCAAAAUAUACAUACCCAAAACCA
Molecule: messenger RNA, 1606 nt
Organism: Drosophila rhopaloa
Lineage: Eukaryota; Metazoa; Arthropoda; Insecta; Diptera; Drosophilidae
Gene: Su(fu)
Product: suppressor of fused homolog
Exons: 1
Coding region: 38-1456 (472 amino acids)
Cellular component (GO): cytoplasm; nucleus
Molecular function (GO): transcription factor binding
Source: RefSeq, a predicted model, not a curated record